Messenger RNA from Actinia tenebrosa (Australian red waratah sea anemone), 3122 nucleotides. Its product is annotated as cryptochrome-1. Gene Ontology annotation, cellular component: cytoplasm; nucleus. Lineage: Eukaryota; Metazoa; Cnidaria; Anthozoa; Actiniaria; Actiniidae. The record is from RefSeq and is a predicted model, not a curated record. Gene Ontology annotation, biological process: entrainment of circadian clock by photoperiod; circadian regulation of gene expression; negative regulation of DNA-templated transcription. Gene Ontology annotation, molecular function: DNA binding; FAD binding.
GAACAUUUUCAGUCAUCGAGGUCAGAUAUGUGAAGCGGAUUUUUUCACAAUAUUUUCAAUGCAAAACGAGAACUAGGAAUUUAUAUAUGUAAUUUUUAUCCUGCUGAUCCCGAUAAUGAGGUUGAUCUCCACACACACGCGUCUUUUUCUCUACACGUGAGUUUACUUCGUUACGUAACUAAACAGGAGAACACCUCAAACACUUCACGAGCAGUUUACCGACAGCUUAAAUUUAUUUAUAUCCACGUCCACCGGUGAGUGGAAAGAUCAGAGCAGGCGAUAUGGAAGAAAAUGAUUCUUCCCAACGAAGGUUUCAAAAAACUAACUCCCUUUACUGGGCGAGAAAAGAUCUUCGCCUUCAUGACAAUCCUGCUCUUCGAGAGGCUUUACUCUGUUGUGACACCUUUCGUGUUGUUUAUAUAUUGGACACGAAAAGCGUAGAAGGUUCCCGUAUAGGCCUUAAUCUUUGGCGAUUUCUGCUUCAAUCGCUGGAAGAGCUUGAUAACAGUCUAAGAAAGUUAAAAUCAAGGCUGUUUGUAGUGAGAGGGCAGCCUGCGGAUGUUCUUCCUAAGCUCUUUCUAGAAUGGAACAUCACAAAGCUAACGUUCGGGGAAGAUACAGAUCCAUUUGGGAAAGAAAGAGACUCAGCUAUUCAAAUGCUGGCCAGAGAAGCUGGUAUUGAUGUUAUUGUUCGGCAGUCGAACACACUGUACGACUGGCCAGAAUUAAUAUACCAAAAUGGAGGAAAACUUACCUGCUCAUACAAGAGUUUCCUCAAUGUAAUUCAAACCAUGGCCCCCCCUGAUCUACCAGAGGAGACAAUAACAUGUAACUCACCAGGACUUGGUUACACACCCCUUGAUGAGGACUGUUUUGAUAAAUAUGAAGUGCCGUCAUUUGAAGAACUUGGCCUUGAUUCUAGUAAAUUGUGCACUGAAGCAUGGCAUGGAGGAGAAAUUGAAGCACUUAACAGGCUUAAUCGACAUUUAGAACGAAAGGCAUGGAUAGCAAGCUUCGAGCAUCCUAAGAUCACCCCAAAUAGUCUUCAUGCAAUGGCUCAUAGUGUAAGCCCCUACCUAAGAUUUGGGUGUUUGUCUCCAAGGCUGUUCUAUUCUCGCCUGACAGACCUUUACGAAAAGGUAAAAAGGAGAAAGCCAUCAAUUUCCUUAUAUGGUCAAUUGCUGUGGAGAGAAUUUCUUUAUAUGGUAUCAACAAAUAAUCCAAACUUUGACAAGAUGCAUGACAAUCCUUACUGCUUGCAAAUACAGUGGAGAGAUGAUAAUUGUGUUGAGGAAGAUUUACAGAAAUGGAAACUGGGCCAAACAGGAUUUCCAUGGAUUGAUGCAAUCAUGGCACAGCUCCGACAAGAAGGUUGGGUUCAUCCUAUGGCUUGUUACGCGACAGCUUGUUUCUUGACAAGAGGAGCGCUCUGGAUAAGCUGGGAAGAAGGCAUGAAAGUAUUUGAAGAGUAUCUUCUUGAUGCUGACUGGAGCGUCAAUGCUGGAAACUGGAUGUGGUAUUCUUGUAGCGCUUUUUCUCAGCAUUUCUAUCUUCCUCAGUGUCCAGUAGAAUUUGGUAAAAAGCUUGAUGAAAAUGGGGACUACAUUAGGAAAUACCUACCAAUUCUGAAGGGUUUCUCGAAUGAAUACAUUCAUGAGCCAUGGAAAGCACCAUGUCGUGUGCAAAAGAUUGCACGCUGCAUGAUUGGAAAAGACUAUCCUUCACCCAUGUUUGACCAGGAAGAAAAGAGAAAACAAAAUAUGGAAAGAAUUCAAAAAAUCAUUGACUCACAACAGCCAAGUAUAGAGAUUCAGCAGUGUUAGCUUAAGAUAAUGAAGAAUUCAAGAUAAUGGCAAGAUCUUCAAGCAUUUGAAAGUAGUAUAUAAUUCACAAAAUAAAUAAUAAUUGCGGUUGUAUAUAGCUUUUGUAAAAUUAUGCAAGCAGCAAGAUUAUUCUCAUCUACCCUCCAACGCAAUGCAUUGUGGCAUUGGUUUCUCAACUUUGUUGCAGUGUGACAUGUUUGUAUGUCAUUCUUGCUAAUACACAGAAUCAAAAAAUAUGUUGACUAAUUUGUGUAAAUAACUAUUUUUCUGGACUGACUAGCCACAUGUUCACUUGGAAACAUAAAAGAGUUGUUUCAGAAGUAUGAGACGCCCAGGUCAGUCCAGAACAAUAGUUUUACAAAUUGAUAACCCAUAUUUUAUUCAGUGUAUAUGCAGUCUUUUGAUUCCCGAAAAGAAAAAAAUUAAAAUGCCUCAAAAGUCCCAACCUGUGAUCAUUGCCACAUGAUCAUUUGAGAGAAGCUGAAUAUUUUGCCAUAAGUUUAGAUUCCAAUUAAUACUGGCUAAUCUUAUUUCUAAAUAUACAAACUAAUAUAAGAUCUUAUUUUCCAAAAUUCAGCAUACCAAAAGGUAACUAAUAUAUGAAUACAAUCAUAUUAUUAAUAGUGUAAUUGCUAAUGUACAUAAAUGUUAUUUAUAUUUAUUUAAUAUUGAUUGACCAAAUUGUAAUUUCUAUGAUUUAUUAUUUAUGGUUAAUUGAUAUAAACAGUUUUAGAGAAAUAUCACACAUUUCAACAUGCAUGUGUAUGUGUGAUGCAUUGUGUGUUAUGAUGCAUUGUAAUAAAGAUAGAGAUCGGAAUAUGGGAUAUUUGCAUUAUGGCUUCACUGACUACAACUACCAUAAUCCCUUGCACACUUUUUUUUGAUCAGUUAAUUUGCACUGAUUGCCCAUUUGUUACAGUUCUCAUAAGGAAAUAAGAAUUUAAUGAAAAAGAAAAUUUGCAAAGCAUUUUGGUCUAGUGAUAGUCAAAUGCUGCCAUCAUGCAAGUUUUGGACAGGACCCAAAACGUUUUGGCCAAACUGUUAUAGUAUGCCUUAUUUGGAUUUUCUCAAAUUUGUUUGUACACCCAAAAUAAUGAUUACCUUGUCCACCCAAACCAUCCAUACUUGCUUUGCAAUUGCAUUUUAGGGACUUGGUAUCUACUUUGUUUAUUUACUAGCAACAUAAAGCUGUCAUCUAGCAUGUUAUAAACCUUGUUUAGUGUAAAUUGAUCUAUAAUUGAUGCCUAAAUAUAUGUCUCUUUAGUAGUCAUAGAAAAUAAAAUAUAAAACAUUUUCAUU